UUCAAAAUGGCUCCAAAAUACAAAAGUUAUGAGUUCUGGAAACACGUUCUUCAGUCGCCUAAAUAUAUAGUGGCUCCAAUGGUUGAUCAGUCUGAACUGCCAUGGCGACUGCUGAGCCGGAGAUAUGGCGCACAGCUGUGUUACACACCAAUGAUUCACGCUGGUCUAUUUGUGAAAGACGCGUUUUACAGAAGGGAAUCUUUUCAGACUUGUGAGGAAGACAGACCUUUAAUUGUUCAGUUUUGUGCGAAUGAUCCAGAAAUUUUCCUUCAAGCUGCGAAGCUAGUAGAACCUUACUGUGAUGGGGUUGACCUGAACCUUGGCUGUCCACAAAUAAUAGCAAGAAGAGGUUGCUAUGGGGCAUUUUUACAAGAUAAAUGGGAAUUGAUAGCAUCCAUGGUGAGCCUACUCAAUGAGAAGCUUUCAAUCCCAAUAACUUGCAAAAUCCGUGUGUUUGAUGAUUUGGAUAAAACUUUAGAAUAUGCAAAAAUGUUAGAGAAAGCAGGCUGUCAGCUGCUAACAGUUCAUGGCCGCACAAGAGAACAGAAGGGACCUAAGACUGGUCUUGCCAACUGGGAUGUUAUUAAAGCAGUAAAAGAAACUGUUUCAAUCCCUGUGUUUGCCAAUGGAAAUAUGCGCUAUUUGCAAGACGUGGAGAAGUGCAUGGAGUGUACAGGGGUAGAUGGUGUAAUGACAGCAGAGGGUAAUCUCAGCAAUCCAGCACUCUAUAGUGGUGAACACCCCCCAGUUUGGGAUGUAACUGAUGAGUACCUUGCACUUGUGGAUAAACAUCCCUGUCUGUUGUCUUACAUCAGAGGUCAUCUUUUUAGGAUGUGGCGGAUCAUCUUGGAUAGAAACCAUGACAUGCGCGACAUUUUGGGAACAGCCAAGUCAAUUGAGGUCAUGAAGGAAGUUUGUCGGACGUUAAAAGAGAGGGUACAGAGAGACAUUGAAGAAAAUGGCGAACCAGAUUCCUCUGUGAUUCCCUAUUGGCGGUGUCAGCCUUAUAUCAGAUCUAAUACUUCAGUCAAACAAACACUGGACCAGGUGAAAGAAGAGGAGAGAAGCAAAGAGGUGGCAAAGUUGCGGGAGAUGAGAAAAGCGAUGAAGAAACAGAAAGUUAAAGCGCGAAGGGAACGAACGUGGGAUAUCUGUGUAAAGUGUGAAGUAAAUCCAAAGGGAUUGAAAUGUUUAUUCGAUUUGUGUCGGACCUGUUGUCGCAUCAAAGUAAUUGAAGGAGCCACGGACUGCCGAGGGCACCGAAAACGUUUAAAGGGACACGACGCUACCACCCUGAAAGAAGCUAUUAAUGACCUUCCUGAGAAAACCGAUUUUGAAACGGGAAGAGCACUGCAAACGGAGAUGAUGAGCUGACAUACGACUUAUUGAACUUGCAAAUAUACUCUCACGACAUGCUGGCAAACUGACGAUAGAGGUUUUUCAUUGCGAUAUAUUAUCGACGAGAAAUUUCUCUCAGUGACAACCGAGAGAGAUUGAUUACUAGAAAUCUCGAUCACUAGUAUGAAAUAUAUACAGUUCACAUACAUCUGUUUCACCAAUAUUGCUUGGAGAGGACAUUCGUGUCCAGACCAAAAGUGUUACAGGGGACUCUGAUCAACUAUAAUAGGGUUUCACAACUGGAAAUAUAUUGAAGUGUUUGCACGUAAGGAAAGAUAGCUGUGAUUUACAGAAAAUAACUUCAAAGACAUUCCCAUCACUCAGACUUCUUUUUACCCUGCACUUCACUCUUCUAUUACAGUUUUUGUGCCAAACGUUACUCAUCGAUGCCUUCUAUUUCGUAUGGCUACGCAUUUGCUGAUUUAAAAUUCUUGCUAUCUCCAGAGUCGUUUUGACAGUCUAGCAAAGGUUACUAGUAAAAACAAAAUUGGCGGAGCUCGUGAAUUCUCAGGAAAUCUCAUUUUUCUCUUGCACCACAUUCAGAAGAUGUGAUCGAAUUACUUUUCACCUGCAUUUUUAAAAUCAAGAAUGAUGAAUUGAUAAAGGUGUGCGGCAGAUUUGAUAAGUAAUCUACGCUCUUCUAGUAUCACGAUGUUACUUUUGUCAUUUAUUUUUAUUAGCCAAGAGAGAAUUAAAUUGUGGAUAAUCA
This is a messenger RNA of Stylophora pistillata, 2107 nucleotides long. Its product is annotated as tRNA-dihydrouridine(16/17) synthase [NAD(P)(+)]-like. NCBI's taxonomy places the organism in Eukaryota, Metazoa, Cnidaria, Anthozoa, Scleractinia, Pocilloporidae. Gene Ontology annotation, molecular function: flavin adenine dinucleotide binding; tRNA dihydrouridine synthase activity. Gene Ontology annotation, biological process: tRNA processing. The record is from RefSeq and is a predicted model, not a curated record.